CAAGUAUUUCACGUCCAGUAUUUGUGUAAACGUCGUACAGUGAUUGGACGAACGCAGACGGAGGUAACGGGGUGGCGCCCCUUAAAAACCAGGCAGCGUCCCAGUGAGAAGAGGUGACACUCGAGUAAGGUUUGUGUCUUCAUCAUGUCUCAGCCACGGAGCUUCAGCAGCCAGUCCUACUCUCCACAGAGCACAUCCACCGCCAAGAGCCAGAAUCCGAAUGAAAACAAGAUAAACUCUACGGAAAAGUCCAAGGAGAAGGACCACAUGGUGGGACUUAACGACAAGUUCGUUGAGUUGAUCGAUAAAGUGAAACAUCUCGAGGAUGAAAACAAAAAGCUUGACACCAAGCUGAAAAUCCUGAAGGAGCAGGAUGUAUACGAGGGCAAAGUGGACGACAUUGUGAAGCAGAUCGAGAACGAACUGCAGGAACAAGUGGAGAUUCUGCUCAAUGACCAAGAGAAGCUACAGACAGAGCUCCGUAAGAACCAGGAGGCAGUGGAGGACAUCAAGCAGAGGUACAAGGAUGAGAUGCAAAGGAAAGCUGACGUGGAGAGUGAUUUCAUUGUUACCAAGAAGGAGGUAGACGACAGUCACUUAGAGGAAGUAGAUGCGGCUCUAGAGCUGGAGGACCUGAUGGGAGAACUGGACUUCCUUAGGGUUGGUUUCGAUGAGGAGACCAAAGAAUUGGAGUCUUUAGUCCAGAACAAGACUGUGAUCCUGUCAGACAACAGCAAACGGAGCCUGGACAUGGAUGAGAUUGUGGACGGCGUAAGAAAUCUGUAUGCUGGACUGGCCACUCGCAGCAGAGAUGAGGCUGAACAUUGGCACCAGAAGAAGAUGGAUGCUAUGGUGUUGUGUGCAGGACAGUCUGAACAGGAUGUACGUGACUUGAAGCGGGACAUCUCUGACAUACAGCGUCUCAUCCAGAGACUCAAUGGAGAAGUGGAGGUUCUUCUAAGGAAGGAAGAGUCUCUGAAAAGGGACAUUGACAGACUUAGGAGAGAGGGAAACAACAACCUGGAGAAGGCACGGGAGGACAUUGAUAACCUGGAGAAGGCCUUGAAGAGGGCCAAGCAGGACUUGGUUGAAAAGAUCUGUGAAUAUCAUGAACUCAUAAACCUGAAGAUCGCCUACGACAUUGAGAUUUCUACUUACCGUAAGCUGCUGGAGGGCGAGGAGGAGAGAAUGAAUGAACUGCAGCUCCACACAGAUUUCUGAAACAAACCAAUCCAGGAGGCAGACAUUCAUCUGUCAGAGAACCUGAAGUCCCUAAACCUGAACCCAAACACCCAGCCCCCAGGAUACGGCUCUUGGUCCGUGUAGAGGUUGAUUCAGACCGAGUGGUGUCCCGGAGUUUAUAUUAUAUCCAGGAUUGAAAGGGAACUGUUCAUCACUGCUUCAUUGUUACAACAACUAUUGGUGUGCCAUUAAA
This is a messenger RNA of Cynoglossus semilaevis (tongue sole), 1435 nucleotides long. RefSeq names its product intermediate filament protein ON3-like. The record is from RefSeq and is a predicted model, not a curated record. The transcript has 9 exons. The coding region runs from base 145 to 1221 and encodes 358 amino acids. Lineage: Eukaryota; Metazoa; Chordata; Actinopteri; Pleuronectiformes; Cynoglossidae. Gene Ontology annotation, cellular component: keratin filament.